AUAGGUAGUAACUUGCUACUGCUACAUAAAUGCACAGGCAGAUAGUAGAUGACUGAUAAACAAUGGCAGUCACUUCCUUCUUCCUCUCAACUUUUCUAGCCAUUACUCUCUCAAUCUGCAACUUCUCAAAAGCCACAACCUUCCCCAGAGCCUCAGCCAUUCUUGUCUUUGGAGAUUCAACAGUUGAUACUGGUAACAAUAAAUAUAUUCAAACUCCAUUUAGAACUGACCACUUCCCAUAUGGCCAGGACUUUCCAGGUCAUAUUCCUACAGGAAGGUGCUCCAAUGGCAAACUGAUUCCUGAUUUUCUGGGCAGUUUUCUUGGAAUUAAAGAAACUAUUCCUCCUUUUCUUGACCCAAAUCUAUCGAAUCAAGAUAUUCUUACUGGGGUUUGUUUUGCAUCAGCAGGUUCAGGUUAUGACUACUUAACCACUUCUGUAUCGGGAGUUAUCCCUAUGUCCAAACAACUUGAGUUCUUCAAUGACUAUAUUGCGAGGCUUAAGAGUAUUGUUGGAGAAGAAGAGGGCAAUAAGAUAAUUGGUAGUUCUUUGAUAAUUGUUAGUGCAGGAACUAAUGAUUUUGUUUACAACUUUUAUGAUAUUCCUGCAAGAAGCCUUCAGUUCAACAUUUCCAGUUAUCAAGACUUUCUGCUGAGUAUUUUACACGAUUUUGUCAAGGAAUUGUACAAUUUAGGAGGGAGAUUAAUGGUGAUUGCUGGAAUCCCACCAAUUGGAUGUCUACCCAUUCAAAUUACAGAAAGAAUGUCUAAAAAUUCAAUGGAAAGAACAUGUUUGGAAGAUGAAAACUCAGAUUCAAAAGCCUACAAUAUGAAGCUGAAGCAACUGUUAAACCAAAUGCAGGCUUCAAUUCCACAGAGCAGAAUUGGGUAUGCAAAUGUGUAUGACCCAUUAUUUGACAUGAUUUCUCAUCCACAAAAUUAUGGUUUCAUGGAAACGAGCAAAGGAUGCUGCGGGACGGGGCUAGUGGAAGCAGCAGCCUUAUGCAACGAAGAAACUCCAACAUGUGGAAUUGCUGACCAAUUCGUGUUUUGGGAUAGUGUUCAUCCCACCCAAGCAGCCUACAACUAUCUUUCUGAUUACUUAAUCAAAGAUCUCAUUCCUUUUUUCACUUCCUCAACACCUUAAUUACCCUUUCAUAAUAUUUUCUUGUUCUAUGCAGUGAUUUUUUUUAAGUCAAUUGAUUGAAUGAUUGUUUAAUAGUUCAGAGCACAGUUCGGAAAAUUUGAAUUACCAAACUGAACCGAUUCAAAAAUCUUGUAGGAUUAUUAUUAUUAUUAUUAUUAUUGUUUGAAUAGGUGGUCAAUAGACCCGAUCCCAA
Jatropha curcas is the source of this 1338-nucleotide messenger RNA. RefSeq names its product GDSL esterase/lipase At2g30310. The record is from RefSeq and is a predicted model, not a curated record. Lineage: Eukaryota; Viridiplantae; Streptophyta; Magnoliopsida; Malpighiales; Euphorbiaceae. Gene Ontology annotation, molecular function: hydrolase activity, acting on ester bonds.